Messenger RNA from Aegilops tauschii subsp. strangulata, 993 nucleotides. NCBI's taxonomy places the organism in Eukaryota, Viridiplantae, Streptophyta, Magnoliopsida, Poales, Poaceae. The record is from RefSeq and is a predicted model, not a curated record.
AUGCCGCACCUGCUACUGCCGCUCGAGCCGCCCCGCGCGCGCACUUGCUCGUCUGCGCCGACCGCAGCUCACGCGCGCGCGCCCCUGACGCGGCCUCACUCGCCUGAUGCUUCCCCCGUCGCUACUCGCCUGCCGCGGCUGCGCUGCUGCUUCACAUGCGCCCCUGCCGCUCUGACCGUGUGCCCCAUUACCACUGCUCUGCUGGUGCGCCCACGCCCAGGCCGCCGCAGCCUGCAGCCCGCCCCCUCGCGCGACCCCCGCCGUCCUGUACUGCGACCCCGUCGACCGCCGUCGCCCGGCUUCUACCUCGCCGGCGCCGCUUCCUCGUCGGACCGCCCCACCGUCGGCGCCGCCUCCUCGUCCUCCUCCCCGCCGGACUACACGCCGUCCUCUCCGUCGUCGCUCGCCUCGUCCCCGUCCUCCUCCUCGACACCGCUGCCAUUCCCCCUACAUCGGACGGUGAGGCCCCCGGCCUCCUCUUCCCUCUCCAUUGCCUCGCCCUCACGACCACCGCACUCGCGCCACCCGCCCCGCACAGCCACCCCCGUGCUGCGCCCACCCCCGUCCGUGCACGUCCCCGACCGGCCCGCCCGCGCCGGCCGCACCCUGCUCCCCCACGACGCGCUCACCGCGACCCCCGCACCGGCCAUCGCCCCGCGCCCCUGCUCCUCGCGCUGCAACUACCUGAGGCCGCUGCUAGUUGCGCUGCUGUUGCUGAUGUCGCACCUGCUACUGCCGCUCGAGCCGCCCCGCGCGCGCACUUGCUCGUCUGCGCCGACCGCAGCUCACGAUCGCGCGCCCCCGACGCGGCCUCACUCGCCUGCUGCUUCCCCCGUCGCUGCUCGCCUGCCACGGCCGCGCUACUGCUUCACACUCGCCCCUGCCGCUCUGACCGCACGCCCCAUUACCACUGCUCUGCUGAUGCGCCCACGCCCAGGCUGCCGCAGCCUGCAGCCCGCCCCCUCGCGCGACCCCCGUCGUCCUCUGUUGUAG